GGAGAUUUUUAUUGCUUAUUUCCUAUGUUCUUCUUGACAACAUGGGGCUGGGGGAGAGCUAAAAUUUAUACCCAUCUUAUAAGUUGAAGUCUGUAAGUAUAUCACUGAGAUUAGUAAUUAAAAGUGUGUGAAUUGACCCAUAUUUAUACUAUUACAAAAUAUAUUGCAUAUCAUCAAAUUUACAAGAAAGGGCUUGCAAACAUAAUACAAUUUAAUCCAUCCUAAGCCAAUGAGACAGUAAGAGGGGAAACCUAAUUUAAAAUAAAUAGAAUAGAAAUGUCAACACACCAAAACAGCCAGUUUACAGGGCAAAAAAUGACUCUCCUGCCCAACAGUACAUGAUAAUAUUGUCACUAAACUUUUCUGUAUCUCAGCUUCCUUGCUAAUAAAAUGAGGGGUGGGAUUAGGUGACCUCCAAGGAUCUCACAUUCUGUGAUUUUAUAAAAACUCAAAUGAAGAAGCAUUUUUAGUUUCAAUAAUCCAGGCUCCUUUUCAGACGGCCGAGUGAUCGUGAUUGAAGGCAUUCCAGAAAACAGGAAACAGUGGCGGCUUGAAACGCCGGGAACUUUAAUGAGUGUUUUGACAGCAGCACAUCUAACAAGUAGCUCAUUUUCUGCCAACGAUGGAGAAUUUGCUCCAGUUGCCCUGCUGGAAAAUGAGGGACCGUGUGGAACAGAGAGACAAGCCAUCCCAAGUGAAGCCAUGCUAGACCAGCCAACCUCCAGGUGGCCAGUGGGACCAUUAAAACAAUGGCUUCCUAAAGAAGAGGGGAAGGUAGAAGUGGCCUCUGACAUUGAAGUAGAUGAAGAACAACCAGGACCAAGAUCUGAUGAUGAUGAUACAAAUUUUGAAGAAUCUGAAGAUGAGUUGAGAAAUGAAGUAGUAGAAUCCCUGGAAAAACUCUCUACUUCCAAAGAGGCAGAAAAAAGGGAAGAGGUUUCCAGUUCCUCUAAGGAUGCUGAAAAGAAAGAGAGGGGAUAGGCAUACAGAAAUAUGCAGAAUUAAAUGAAAGUUUGUAGAGUAUUUUUACUCCAUCUGAUGACAAAAUUUGUAUUGUUGAUGAAGACCCAGGAACAUCAACCACCAGUCAAAAUAUACAAGUGUGAUUAUUGAACUUUUUCUUAAAUAACAAGUUAGUAUCUAUUACAGUGUCUCUUUGGGAGCAGUCAUAAAUAUACAUUUAUUGUAAGGGUUUUCCAGUAAUCCCAAGGCUUUAUUAGUUUUCUUCUCAAUUUAGACAAUAGGACUAACUUCUGAAUUAAUUAAAAUUAAUAAAAUUUAAUUAAAUAAUUAAAAUUAUUAAAUUUUUAAAAAUAAUUUUAAAAUUAUUUAAAAUUAAUAUUUUUACGCUGAGAAAUCUUUCAGAUGAUAUGUGUGGUUGGCAGAGUAAUGUGGCUCCCCUCACGCCACAUGCACCCAAAAAUGUGAAUAUAUUUUUACCUGGCAGAGGGGAAUUAAGGUUGCAGAUGGAAUUAAGGUUACUAAUCAGCUGACCUUAAAAUAGAGAGGGUACCUUGGAUUAUUCAGGUGGGCUCAAUGUAAGCACAAGAGUCUUUGAAAGUGGAGGAGGGAGGGAAAGGAGAGAACCAGAGAGGUGGCAGCUGAGAGGGAUUCAGCUUGAUGCUGCUGCCUUUGAAGAUGGAGGAAGGAGCCACAAGCCAAGGAAUGCAGGCAGCCUCUAGAAGCUGGGAAAGGCAGGGCAACGGAUUCACCCCUAAGGCCCGCCGAAGAAAUGCAGCUCUGCCAACGCCUUGGUUUUAGCCUAGUGAAAUCCACUUUAGAUUUCUGACCUAUGGAAGUGUAAGAUAAUAAAUUUUUGUUGUUUUAACUAA
Messenger RNA from Orcinus orca (killer whale), 1832 nucleotides. Its product is annotated as serine/threonine-protein kinase Nek5-like. Lineage: Eukaryota; Metazoa; Chordata; Mammalia; Artiodactyla; Delphinidae. The transcript is spliced from 4 exons. The record is from RefSeq and is a predicted model, not a curated record. The coding region runs from base 571 to 981 and encodes 136 amino acids.